GACCGUCUUCAUACACUCAUUGAACCUGUUUUCUCGAUAAAGCGAUCCUUAAAAAAGGUACUUGCAGCGGUCUAAGGUCAUUUGGCGGCCGUCCUAUGAUUGUGGGGCCGAGUGUUUCCGAUCUACUACGCAUAUUAUGAGGCGUGUCAUCUUGCUGGUAGCCAUAGCGAUGGUGAACAAUCUCGCUACAAGUAACGGGAAUUUUCCCGCUCCUGGUUGUGCAGUGCGGUGUUGGGAAAACACCAAAUAUGUCAGUGAAUGCUUGGACAAAAAGAUAUGUCUUUGCCAAGAUGCAGAAUAUCACAACUCCGUUUUUAAAUGCAUAUAUUCCCAAUGCGAUACUGCGCAUUUUGGUUCUGCAUUACAUCAUACAAUUACUCGAUGCGUCGGUGUUGCCGACAAUGUCAUUCUAGCAGUACCUAGGCUCUCAAAUCACGAUUCCUUGCGCCGAAGAGAAGCUGAAUAUCUACAAGGUGUCAAGAUGGAAGACUCGGAGUCAAUUGCGGGAUAUCCAACACUCAGUGGACUUCCGAUUCAAAGUUCUCUCCCAUUUGCAUCUGCAAUAGCCUUUUCAUCACUUCCGCCGAUAGUGCACCUUACGAGAGAUACUGUGGCAGCAUCGGUGACAGCAUCUGCCACAGCGCCUUUCAAUUCGAUUCAGACAACCUACAACACUGCCCCGGAAUUCGUCACGGCUAGUCCCCUUCUUUAUACUGGAGACGCUUUUAAAAUACAACCAAGUACAUUGUUCUCUUUCUUGGCUCCCAUUUUAGGAUUAUACAUGGCUGUUUGAUAGCCAAAUGCAAGUUGAUGGAAAUUUCUGGAUCUCAACAGAAGGCCGCGUUGGCCGGCUUCCAAGUGGUGUGGAGUGACAAGGGUGAAUAUAUAUAACAUGAUCCAUCAGUAUUUGAUAUUACACUCAUGUAUUUUUGCCUAUUGACGAUACGGCUCAGCUUUUAAAUAAUUGCCUACAAAGCCGAGGAUAGAAGAACAAGAGAGGGUGGUCUGGAGGCGUUCAAGGCACUUCUAUAUCCUUGGUGUUUUGUCUAAAUAGUAGGAAUUCUGUCAGGGGGAAUAUACAUAAAUAUGUACUUUAAGCGACGAAAAAGAUUGUGAUAAAAUCCCCUGCCA
Molecule: messenger RNA, 1131 nt
Organism: Botrytis cinerea B05.10
Lineage: Eukaryota; Fungi; Ascomycota; Leotiomycetes; Helotiales; Sclerotiniaceae
Exons: 3
Coding region: 137-793 (218 amino acids)
Source: RefSeq, a predicted model, not a curated record